GAAUUCCGUAGCAGUGCUAACGCGCGUUCCAUUCUCUGAGGGAGACUCUGUGACUUUUGCUUCAAAACUCCGAACUCAUCUGUUUGAGGAUUCCGUGAAAUGCCUGUAUUCACGAUCAACACAAACGUCUCGUCAGAGAAAAUUCCCAAGGAUUUCCUCUCGGCUUGUACGGAUGCGGUGGCGAAAUGUCUGAAAAAACCGGCAUCGUAUGUGGCGGUUCACGUAAAUGCUGGGCAGCAACUCUCUUUCGGAGGUGAUGCCCAAUUACCUUGCGCAUCCUGCACUCUCGCAUCUAUCGGCAGCAUUUCCAGCGCGGCGAAUAAGAAGUCCUCAUCGGAACUGAGCGCUCUUCUGGAGUCAUCCCUGGGGAUUGCACCGGACAGGUCGUACAUAAACUUCGUCGAUCUUCAGCCGUCCAACGUGGAUGUAUCUCUCAUCACUCAUCUCAUCCUGGGAUUCUGUGAAGUGCGAGAUGACGGCCGUAUCGGCGAAGGGGAACUCUCUGGAGAACAGAAUAUCAAGUCUGUAGUAGCUCUCAAGAAGAAAAAUCCCUCACUGAAGGUCCUGAUUUCUGUCGGAGGCGGUGGCAAUGGUGCAGGCUUUGGCCCAAUGAUCAGAAGCGAAGAGAAAACCGAAACAUUUGUCUCUUCUACAAUCUCAUUGAUCGAGGAGUACUGUCUCGAUGGAGUCGAUCUCGACUGGGAGUUUCCCUCUGGCUCGACAGAGCGAGCUGGGCUCGUUUCCCUCCUCGAGAUAUUCCGAGAACGAUUCGACAAUCAUCCGAUGAAACCCUUGCUGACCGUAGCUGUUCCUGCCCAAUCCCCAUUAGUCAGCAAAGGAUACGAUGUUCCUAAGAUAGCGAAGGCUGUUGAUCUUGUUCUGAUAAUGACUUACGAUCUUCACCUGUUCAAAUGGUACCUACCCUUCACCGGUCACAACGCACCGCUGUUGCCUCGGCGAAAAGAGUUUUCCUACUUCAGAACGCUGAAUAUCAAACACAGCGCAAAACUCUGGGCGAAACGCGGCCUGCCAAAGAACAAGUUAGUUGUUGGAGUUCCUACGUAUGGCUUGACUUGGAAACUCCUCUCGAGCCGGUGGCAGAAACCCUUCUCACCAGCCAUCGGCGCCGGCCCUAACGGUGGUUACACCACGUAUCCCAAGGUCUUGAACAUUUUGUCGACGAAUUCCGGACGGAUGUUCUGGGACAGGAGCUCGCAGUCGCCAUACGUGAUCACUUCGGACAACAUCUGGAUUUCCUACGACGACGCAGAGUCAAUCCGUGCCAAAGUGAAGUUCAUCCGAGAAUCCCAGUUCGCCGGAGUCAUGUGUUUCAGUUUGAAUAGCGAUGACUGGAACGGGGACUGUGGGCGGGAGACUUUCCCAUUACAUAAAACUAUAUAUUCGGAGCUGCUUCUGACCGACAAACUCUGACUGUAACUUGAUGUACUCUAACGAGUUUGUCGUGUUCGUGAUCUGGCUAGACCCUGCCGAACGUCGAAAACUGACGGAGUGUUCAUUCUGAACGAUCGAUUGUCCUACGGUAUACAUUUCGACGUCACGGCGAGAAUUCUACCGUUGUCGACUAGCGACGGAGAAGUAGAAGGAAAGAACUUCUCGAUAGGAUUUUCGUCGAGACGUUCCCGACGCGUGAUAUUUUACCAACGAGUAUAAGCGACUCGCCUCCUUGAAUAGCUUCGCAAGGAUUAUCAGAGUCCGCAGGAGAAUGCUAUUUGCGAACGAGAACAGCGGCGAGGCUACGUUAUAGUUAUGGAAGACUUUUUCCCAGCGAUGUGAAUCAAAGUGUGAAUCUGAAAUGUCUAUUGGAGUUAUUAAUGACUUCG
Galendromus occidentalis (western predatory mite) is the source of this 1841-nucleotide messenger RNA. Its product is annotated as chitotriosidase-1. The record is from RefSeq and is a predicted model, not a curated record. Gene Ontology annotation, cellular component: extracellular region. Gene Ontology annotation, biological process: carbohydrate metabolic process; chitin catabolic process. The coding region runs from base 100 to 1431 and encodes 443 amino acids. NCBI's taxonomy places the organism in Eukaryota, Metazoa, Arthropoda, Arachnida, Mesostigmata, Phytoseiidae. The transcript has 8 exons. Gene Ontology annotation, molecular function: chitin binding; chitinase activity.